AUGGCACGUCGUAUGCUGAUUUCAGCCAUUCAAAUUGCUGACCCAGAUAAAGAUCAGCCAGUACGACGUCCAGUUUUCUCAGGCGUGUCCAACAACUUUGACAGCUUGGGGUUAUCCGAAAUGUCUCUGGGUAACACGUCCGCAUUCAAUGUCAGCAUGAGUACUUUGAGUUCUUUUGGGCGGGUCAGAAUGCCAGACGACGAUGCUCCGUCAGUCUCUUCUAACAGAGACAUUCUCAACUCUUUGUCUGACGAUGUGUUUGACAAUGUGCUUGACGAGGUGUCUGAGGAGAUGUCUGAGGAGGUGUCUGAGGAGGUGUCUGAGGAGGUGUCUGAGGAGGUGUCUGAGGAGGUGUCCGAGGGGGUGUCUGGUGCGAAGAAACAGCUUGCCAAUUCAAAUGCAGGAGGUGAAACAAGACGAAAUCAACGGUCUCGUAAUGCUUAG
Molecule: messenger RNA, 444 nt
Organism: Mucor mucedo
Lineage: Eukaryota; Fungi; Mucoromycota; Mucoromycetes; Mucorales; Mucoraceae
Exons: 2
Coding region: 1-444 (147 amino acids)
Source: RefSeq, a predicted model, not a curated record